UUCUGCAACGCCGCCUGCGACGCCUUCCUCUUCGCCGUCUUCAUCGUCUACACCAACAGCGGCGCCGAUAUCACCAACCCCGUGGUAGGCUCCCCACAGGUCGUGUGGUCCGCCAAUCGGGACCGCCCCGUCCGCGAGAACGCCACCCUCCACUUCACCGAAGAUGGGGACUUGGUCCUCCGGGACGCCGACGGUAGCCUUGUCUGGUCCACCAACACGUCAGGCCGAUCCGUCGUGGGUAUGAACAUCACGGCAUCCGGAAAUCUGCUGCUCUUUGAUCGGAAGAAUGCAUCAAUUUGGCAGUCAUUCGAUCACCCGACUGACUCGCUGGUUCCUGGGCAGACGCUGAGGGAGGGGCAGAGGCUGACAGCCAACAUCUCCGCCACGAAUUGGACUCGAGGUCAGUUAUACCUCACCGUUCUCCCUAAUGGAUUGGGAGCUUUUGCCGAUUCGACUCCUCCCCAGCAGUACUAUAGUUAUACAGUCAGUAAACCGAAAGCAGAGAACAAGUCUGCCUACGUGACAUUCACUAAUGGCAGCCUCGCAAUCUUUGCUUCAUUUACCAAACCGGGUGUGCCGGAUAAAAGUAUCACGUUGCCUUCAGCAUCAUCGGUCCAGUAUAUGAGGCUGGAGUCAGACGGGCAUUUGAAACUCUAUGAAUGGGUAACAACAGGGUGGAGCAUUGUGGAUGAUGUUUUGAGCCUUUACCCGGAUAAUUGUGCCUAUCCCACAGUGUGCGGACCGUAUGGAAUUUGUUCUGAUAACGGGCAGUGCAGCUGUCCCAGCGCCAAUGUCAGUUCGAAUUAUUUCAGACAGAUUGAUGAUAGGCAACCGAGUCUUGGUUGCUCCCUUGUGACUCCUCUAUCUUGCCAAUCGCUGCAAGAUCACCAGCUCUUGGCUCUCAAGGAUGUUGCUUAUUUCUCUUCGUCUGAUAGCGUGAAUCUGAAAAAUGAAGAGAGUUGCAAGCAGGCAUGCUUAAAAAAUUGCUCUUGCAAAGCUGCUGUUUUUCGGUAUGACCAAAAUCUUUCUGAUGGUACUUGUUUCUUGCCGUCGCAGUUGUUCUCGCUGAUGAACAAUCAGCCUACAGUAACUCAUUACAAUUCAAAUGCAUAUGUUAAGGUCCAGAUUGUCCCUAGAGCAACCAAUAAUGGGACAGUGAGUUCUCCAUCUUCUAGAGGGAAGGUAAUGGGUGCUGGAGCAAUACUGGGUUCCACUCUUGGAGCUUUAUUUGCCGUAUUCCUUGUAGCUGGCCUUACUGUUUUUUUCAUGAGAAAAAAGAAUUCACAUAUGGAAGAAGAGGAUCAAUUUGAUCAGCUACCAGGAAUGCCAACUAGGUUUUCUUUUGAAGAACUGAAAGUAGCCACCGAGAACUUCUGCAAAAAGCUAGGAGAAGGAGGCUUUGGGUCUGUUUUUGACGGAAAGUUGGGCGAUAUGAGAGUAGCGGUGAAGCGCUUGGAUGGCGUUGGUCAGGGAAAGAAGGAAUUUUUAGCAGAGGUUCAGACAAUUGGUAGCAUUCACCAUAUUUAUCUGGUGAGGUUGAUAGGGUUCUGUGCCGAGCGAUCAUAUCGGCUUCUAGUCUACGAGCACAUGUGUAAUGGAUCAUUGGACAAGUGGAUCUUCUACAGAAAUCAAGUUGUUGCUCUCGAUUGGCAGACGAGACGUAGAAUUAUCACUCAUAUAGCCAAGGGACUAUCUUACCUUCACGAAGAAUGCAGGCAAAGAAUUGCACAUCUAGAUAUUAAGCCACAAAAUAUCCUUUUAGAUGACAAUUUCAAUGCUAAGGUUUCUGAUUUUGGGCUCGCUAAGCUGAUCGACAGGGAUCAGAGCUAUGUGAUGACCAGAAUGAGGGGAACACCUGGGUAUUUAGCACCUGAAUGGCUAACAUCAAGAAUUACUGAAAAGGUGGACAUCUAUAGCUUUGGUGUUGUAGUCAUGGAAAUUGUGUGUGGAAGAAAGAACUUGGACUAUUCCCAGCCUGAAGAAAGUAUUCAUUUAAUUAGCUUAUUGGAAGAAAAGAUUAAAGAAGAUAGAUUAUUGGAUCUUGUCGACAACCGUAGCAAUGAUAUGCAAUUGCAUCGUGAAGAAGUUAUUGAACUAAUGCAACUCGCAAUGUGGUGUCUGCAAAUAGAUAGCAAUAAAAGACCUUCCAUGUCAACCGUAGUCAAGGUUUUAGAAGGUGCAAUGAACGUAGAAACUUGCUUGGACUAUAACUUUGUCACUACAACUCCAGUGAUGCCGAGCAAUGCGAAUCAUUUGGAAGCUUCACCUCCACAAUCGGCAGCACUUUUAUCAGGACCCAGGUGAAAGAAUGUUUUCUAUGAACAGAGAAGCUGUGUUCUCAGGUAUUUCUGUUUUCACGCGAGCAGCAAUUUGUGUUCUAUGCUUUUGUAUCAUUUUUGAAAAAAUGCUGUAUAAUUUCUCAUCAAAAUCCUACAAAUCACAUAAACCGAGUUUGUUUCCAAUAUGCUACUACUUAUCUCUUACUCUAGAAACAAAGGGUUCAACGAAGGAAA
Molecule: messenger RNA, 2513 nt
Organism: Phoenix dactylifera (date palm)
Lineage: Eukaryota; Viridiplantae; Streptophyta; Magnoliopsida; Arecales; Arecaceae
Product: G-type lectin S-receptor-like serine/threonine-protein kinase SD2-5
Biological process (GO): protein phosphorylation; recognition of pollen
Molecular function (GO): ATP binding; protein kinase activity
Source: RefSeq, a predicted model, not a curated record